GCUUCCUGGCGGUCUUUGUUCCCGUCUGAGGGUCUCCCGGAGCUGUAGGAGCCCAGAAAAGAGCCGUCGGGCUGUAAGGCCGCCCUCCGGGGCCUCAGGCGGCUUUGUCAGUCUCCUCCGGUCCGCUGGGCCUCAGGCAGCCCGGGCCCCGGGGCGGCCGAGGCCGAGGCCCCUCCUCUCCCUGGCGCUGCGCCCGCCCCCCGCGCGUCGCUCCGCCUCGCUCCUCCUUCCCGGAGAAGGCCAUGGGCCCCGGGAUCCCCGCGGCCGGCUUCCAGGAAUCAGUGACCUUCAAGGAUGUGGCUGUGGAAUUCACCUGGGAGGAGUGGAGACAACUGGAUUCUACUCAGAGAACCUUAUUCAAGGAGGUGAUGCUGGAGAACUAUGGGAACCUUGUUUCUUUGGGGCUUGCAGUUACCAAGCCAGAUGUUAUCUUCCAGCUGGAGAGAGGAGAAGUGCCGUGGAUGCUUGAGAUUGAAGUCCCAAGAAGUGCCCCUGCAGAGUGCCUUAAUCUGGAGUCUGGGUGGGAAACAACAGAGACUAUUUCAAUCCAAGACAUUUCUCUAGGGAAGUUAUUUAAGAAAACAAUCAAGGAUGGACCAUGGGAUUCUGUGUUAGAAGAAGCUUGGGAAUGUGCUUUUGGAUUGGAGCAACAGAAAGCCAACUAUGAAAAGCAAUCCCAGCAAGUGACAAUCCCUCAUAGAAAAACUUCUGAUUUUUAUGUCAACGAAUGUAAUACGUUGGGAACAGGCUUCAAUCUGAGGUCAGUCCUGAUUCCACAGCAUCAAGAUCAUAGAGGGGAAAAUAUUUAUAAAUGUGAUACACAUGGAAUGAACUUCAAGCAGUGUUCAGAAAAAUGUAAGCAUAAUAGCAUUUUUUCUGAGACACUUUGCAAAUAUAAAUACAGGAAUUCAGACAGUUGUGAUUCAGAUCUUACUCAAAAUGACAGAAAAUACACUGAAAAAAAAUCAUAUGAAGGUGGGAAAGUAUUGAAGAGUGAUGCCUCCAUUACAAAUCAUCAGAUAAUCCCAGCUACACAGAAAUCUUUUCAGUAUAAUGCAUGUGGGAAAGACUCUAGCUGCAAAUCUCUUCUAUAUCAAGAACUUCAUACUGAAGUGGAACCCUUUGCAUGUAAGGAAUGGGAAAAGUCCUUUAGCUGGCAUGGUCAACUUACUGAACAUAAAAGAAUUCAUACUGGAGAAAAACCUUUUGAAUGUAAUAAAUGUGGGAAAUCCUUUAGCUGGAGGGGACAUCUUGCUCUACAUAAGAGAAUUCAUGCUGGAGAGAAACUUUUUGCAUGCACUGAAUGUGGGAAAUCCUUUAAUCAGCAUGGAAAACUUAAUGAACACAAGAGAAUUCAUACUGGAGAGAAACCCUUCCCAUGCAAUGAAUGUGGGAAAUCCUUUAAUCGACGGAAAGCACUCAUUAUCCAUAGGAGAAUUCAUACUGGAGAGAAACCCUUUGGUUGUAGUGAGUGUGGGAAAUUCUUCAAUCAGAGGGGACAUCUUACUGGGCAUAAGAAAAUUCAUACUGGAGAAAAACCUUUUGAAUGUAAUGAAUGUGGGAAGUUCUUUAGGCGAAGACGACACCUUACUAGACAUAUGGUUAUUCAUACAGGAGAGAAACCCUUUGAAUGUAAUGAAUGUGGGAAAGCCUUUAAUGAAUGUGGAAAGCUUACUGAACAUAAGAGAAUUCACACAGGAGAGAAGCCCUUUGAGUGUACUGAAUGUGGGAAAUCCUUUAAUUCAAAUGGACAACUUACUACACACAGGAGGAUUCAUACUGGAGAGAAACCUUUUGUGUGUAAUGAAUGUGGGAAAUCUUUUAGGUGGUGUCGCGAUCUUAAUGAACAUAAGAGAAUUCAUACUGGAGAGAAGCCCUUUCAGUGUAAUGAAUGUGGGAAGUCCUUUAAUCGUCGAAAAGCACUUAUUGUACAUAGGAGGAUUCAUACUGGAGAAAAGCCCUUUGAAUGUAGUGAAUGUGGAAAAUUCUUCAAUCAGCGUGGAAACCUUACCGAACAUAAGAGAAUUCAUACGGGAGAAAAACCUUUUGAAUGUAAUGAAUGUGGGAAAUCAUUUAACUGGAGAGGACAGCUUACUAUACAUAAAAGAAUUCAUACUGGAGAGAAACCCUUUGUAUGCAAUGAAUGUGGGAAAUCCUUUAAUCAAUGUGGAAAGCUUACUGAACACAAGAGAAUUCAUACUGGAGAGAAACCAUUUGAAUGUAAUGAAUGUGGAAAAUCCUUUAACUGGAGUGGACAACUUACUACCCACAAGAGAGUUCAUACUGGAGAGAAACCCUUUGAAUGUAAUGAAUGUGGGAAAUCUUUUAGCAGGAGUGCAUCCCUUACUAAACAUAAAAGAAUCCAUACUGGAGAGAAACCCUUUGAAUGUACUGAGUGUGGGAAAUUCUUUAAUUGUCAUGCACACCUUACUGAACAUAAGAGAAUUCAUACUGGAGAAAAACCCUUUGAAUGUAAUGAUUGUGGGAUCUCCUUUAGGUGGAGAGGACAACUUACUAGACAUAAGAGAAUUCAUACUGGAGAAAAACCCUUUGAAUGCAAUGAAUGUGGAAAAUUCUUUAAUCAGCGUGGAAACCUUACUGAACAUGAGAGAAUUCACACUGGAGAGAAACCCUUUGAAUGCAGUGAAUGUGGAAAAUCCUUUAAACAACGUGGAAACCUUACAGACCAUAAGAGAAUCCAUACUGGAGAGAAACCCUUUGAAUGUAAUCAGUGUGGCAAAUCCUUUAAUCGCCGUGGAAAGCUUACUGACCACAACAGAAUUCAUACUGGAGAGAAGCCUCUUUGACUGUAGUCAGUGUAGGGAUUCCUUUCCUUGUAGAGCAAUGCUUAGUGACAUGAGAGAAUUUAUGUUGCAGAGAAAUCCUUGAGUGUAAUAAAUGUGGACAAUCCUUUCACUGGAGAGGGUAGCUUACUAGCAUAAGAAAAUUUAUUUAAGAAAGAAACACUUUGAUUGCAGUGGAUGUAGAAAAUCCUUUAACCAAAGUGAACAGCUAUUAUACAUAAAAUUCACAUUGAAUUAAAUCACUUGGAAUGUUAAGAAUGCAGACUGUCCUUUAACUGGAACCACAUCUUACUGAGCAUGAGAAUUCAUGCUAGGGAGAAAGCUUUUGUGGAGUGCAGCAGAUUCAUUGACUUGUAAAUCACCUUAAAAUGGACAUAUCUUAUUGUAUUAUUAAUUUCUAUGUGAAAGACACAUACUGCAUGUCACCAAUUUUUCUUUUCUGCUUAAAUUUGUUUGGAAGGAAUCAGCUUCUCUCCACUUCUAGCUUUUCCUCCCUAGAUAUGAAAGACAUAUACUUCUUGCUCUGAGCUUCCAAAUCCCCCUUAACUGCAUUUUUUACCGGUCUAGUUAAGUAAUAUUUCAUCUUAAAUUCACAGUAAAGUCCCAACUUGAGGUCACUUUUCCAGCUAUGUUUCUCUUCCCUGAUGUGAACUACUCUCAAUGGAAAAAAAGAAAGAGAAACUCUUCUGUCAGCCUUUUUUCUUUGAGUGCCUGAAUGGGUCCAUUUGGGGUUCUGGGCUGAACCAACUGAGCACAUUAUUGGUUGGGGUCCUCUGUACUCUAAAUGCUUGGGAACCACAGGUCUGGGGAGUACACAGUUGUCUGGGCUGACAGUCCCGGUCUUGUAGUGAACUGCACUCACUACAAUUUAAGUUUCUGGUGUCACUUGUGCUUGUAUAUGCCUGCAAUAAACCUUGCUAUGCUC
Trichosurus vulpecula (common brushtail) is the source of this 3729-nucleotide messenger RNA. RefSeq names its product zinc finger protein 665-like. The record is from RefSeq and is a predicted model, not a curated record. Lineage: Eukaryota; Metazoa; Chordata; Mammalia; Diprotodontia; Phalangeridae. The transcript has 4 exons. The coding region runs from base 243 to 2807 and encodes 854 amino acids. Gene Ontology annotation, biological process: regulation of DNA-templated transcription.